UGAUUGGCAUAUUCUUGGGACUCAUUCUCUCACACUUGCCAGUCAUGUUCUUGAUAUUCAAGAUGAAGGAGCAAAGGAAAAAGGAAGCUACUUUUCUUCAUUCAGUCUUGAAGCUAGCCUUUCAACAUACAAAAUGGCAAAAGGUUCAGCUUUAGCAUCCAUCCAAAUUUCCCUUGUGCUAUUACUAGCAAUCUUUGUUUGUUCAGAAGCUAAUCGUCUUGACCCUUACUAUUGCUGCCGUGGAAAGGAAACAAAUAUUACUGUGUACCUUCAAGUGUUUACGGGCGGACCAAAUACCACCAGUGUUGCAGUUGCCGGCGCCCCUGGUAAGCCGAGAACUCCCUCCAAUUUUGGAACCAUUAUUGUUAAUGAUUUUAACAUAACACAAGGCAUCAGCAACAAUUCUCCAACUAUUGGUCGGGCCCAAGGCAUUGAGAUAGCUUCAUCCCGUGAUGGAUCAAGAUCACUGGGCAUAUUUUCCCUCAUUUUCUCCAACUUCAAAUACAACGGUAGCACAUUGGAAUUCCAAGGAGCAGGAUAUAACUUACAAGUUGGUAGUCCGGCGAGAGAAGAUCCAAUAGUUGGUGGCACCAAAACGUUUAGGUUUGCUCGGGGAUAUGCAUUUUUUCAGACAGUUCUACGAAGGCCGGCACGGAAUAAUACGGUUAUAAGGGGCGAUAUUACCGUAAUCUCAUGCCCAGGAGGAGGGAAAUUUUGAAUAAUAAAGGAAAAACUAAUAAUAAGGAAAGCCAAUUACAGGCCAUAUACGUACUUGGUGAUUUAUGUUUCUUAUGACCUACUUGUUCACUCGACUAUCUUACUAAGAAAUCCAUCAAGGAGGAUGGGAAAAAAUAACUAAUAAAAGAAAAAUAAUAAAUAAGAAAACAAAGUAUAGAUUUUUAUCGUUAUUGUGGUCUUAGGUGUACUUGGUAAUCAAUGUAUGACGUUUCUUCAUGCACUUCUUGUUUCGUCAAUAUGUCCAUCUAAAUAAAAACACUAUUGGUGUUCUUCAAUUACACUUGGCUUCGCAUUACGUAAGCUUGUGAA
Coffea arabica (coffee) is the source of this 1047-nucleotide messenger RNA. The record is from RefSeq and is a predicted model, not a curated record. NCBI's taxonomy places the organism in Eukaryota, Viridiplantae, Streptophyta, Magnoliopsida, Gentianales, Rubiaceae.